Vanrija pseudolonga is the source of this 1140-nucleotide messenger RNA. RefSeq names its product Gibberellin 2-beta-dioxygenase (gene GA2OX1). Gene Ontology annotation, molecular function: 2-oxoglutarate-dependent dioxygenase activity. The coding region runs from base 1 to 1140 and encodes 379 amino acids. The transcript is spliced from 4 exons. Lineage: Eukaryota; Fungi; Basidiomycota; Tremellomycetes; Trichosporonales; Trichosporonaceae. The record is from RefSeq and is a predicted model, not a curated record.
AUGCCCACCACACCCGCAUUCAACCCUCCCUCGCCUUCGCUGCCCGGCAAGCCGACCGUGCUGCCCUGGGUCCCGCCGGCGCCGACGAAGGAGACACAUAACUUUGCCGAGCUACACACUAUCGACUUGGCGCUCAUGGACAGCGAGGACCCGGCGGUCGUCAACGCGCUCGUCGAGCAGGUCAAGGGCGCGAUUCGGGACGACGGGUUCUUGUUCCUCGAGAACUAUGGCGUAUCGCUUGAGCAGGCAAGUGGACGCAUCGAGGCGGACAAGGCACGCCUGCUCUUCCACCCGGACACUGGGCGCUGGGCCGGCUACAAGCACCCGUACGGCUUCAAGUUCAACUGGUACACGCGCGAGUGGGAGGACGAUGCGUUCAUCCCCGAGUGCCUGCACCCGUUCAUGGACGAGAUCCGCGCGUUCGCAGAGUACUUGACCGGCAGCGUCAACCGGCGCCUGCUGACGUUGUUUUCGCGUGUGCUCGAGCUGCCAGACGACUACCUGUGGAACCAUGUCCAGAGCCACGGCAGCCCCAGCGGCGAGGGCUACUUCCGGCACGCACUCUUCCGGCCCGUGGGGCGCGACACGGCCGCCAAGUCGCGCGGGCUGCGCAUGCACGGGCACACGGAUUUCGGGACCACGACGCUGCUCUUCUCGGUGCCCAUCUCGUGCCUCCAGAUCUGGGGACACGACGAGCAGUGGCACUAUGUGCCGUACAAGCCUGGCUGCCUCGUCGUCAACAUUGGCGAGACACUCGAGAUUGUGUCCGGCGGGCACUUCAAGGCGACGCGCCAUCGUGUCUUCUCGCCACCGGCCGACCAGGCGCAUGAGGAACGCCUCAGCCUCGUGCUCUUCAACAGCAGCGUGGGGGACAUCCAGAUGACCCCGGCGAGGGCAUCCCCCCUCAUCCAGCGCGAAGGCUGCAUCGAAGAGCAAGGCGUGUACCGCGAGUUCAAAAAGGUCAUGGACGCCGGCGCGUCCGUGCCGACCAACAAGCAGUGGCGCGAGAUCCAGAUCGCCAAUGCGACCGACCCGACCGACAGCGUGCGCAACCGCCUCGGCGCGGACCAGGUGCUCAUCGGCGGCAAGCUCAUGAACCAGCGCGACUUUAUGGGCGUCAAGGUGACUCUGCCGGUGUAA